GAGUUACACUAUUAUUUACUUACUUAUUUAUCGAAUAAUUUAAUUCAACGUUAGUUUCCCUAGUGCCAUUGUUUUCAAGAAUUUUGGAAGCACCUGCGAUCACCGUAAAUUUCGACCACCGUAACGGUCAACGUGUCCCAAUCCUCUAACGUACAACCGGGAGGAUCCAGGUCAAUUUUACGUAACGCAAGGAUCAGAGACGGCUCGGGAAACGAGUUUCGAACGGGGAUCCAAGGACCGAAAAGAUUCCCGUUGCUCCGGGAUAUUCGAUCUCAACGUUCCCGGUAAAUCCAAUGGAUUCCCCGAAAAUCAUCGAGUUUGCGACAGAAGCGAUUCGAUUUCCGGACGAGAAGCGUUAACCUGUUGAGUGGGAAGAUCUUCAAAUACCGAUUCUUGCGAGAUCAUUCAACACCGGGAACAAGUUGAGUUCACUGGAUUUUGUGAAUAUUCAAAUACCGAUCCUUGCAAGAUCAUUGAACACCGGCAACGAGUUGGGUUCACUGGAUUUUGUGAAUAUUCAAGUAUUGAUCCCUGAAAGAUCAUUGAACACCGGCAACGAGUUGAAUUCACUGGAUUUUGUGAAUUUUCAAAUACCGAUCCCUGCAAGAUCAUCGAACACCGCAACGAGUUGAGUUAGUUCCCCGGAUUCCCAUGGAAUUAUCGGCAACGUUUUUCCAUCCUGCGUGCGACCAGAAGAAGAACCAUCGGCCAGCGCGAAGGAGCAAGAGAGGCGGCAAUUAUAGUUUCUUGUCAGGCGAAUGUUGGCAGCGCUCGUAACGAAGAGCCGCCAAACCGGUCGAGUGGACCCGUCGCGUAGACCCGUCGCGAGGCUUCGUAACGCUUGGCCCGCGUAUUGCCUUGAGUAAACAAAAGAUGGUCCGGAACGACUACAUUCGGACCCGUAGAAUGUGAGUCUCUACGGCGACGCUGCGAACAGCCGAGAAGACAAUCGACCCGUACGUCGGUUCUCCCUUACCUGUUGCUUCACAGCAAGUACUUCCGGUGGAGAACCAAGAUAUGUCACUCAGGGUGUUCGUCGAUGUGAUAUAAUUGUUGAAACUGGUCCGGGCAGUUGACCAAGCGGAUUCGGAUGGACACGAAAAUUAAAAUGGAACGAGGCCGAGGCGAUACCGAUCCCCGGACGGGUCAGCUCGAGAAAAGCUCGACGAACUUCAUCGAGCUGAACGUCGACAUGAACGUGACCGUGUCGAACGUGACGAAAUCAAAGAUGUUCCAAAGAUCGCGCACCGUCGUUCUUUUCCUGCUGGUAAUCGCGUUCGCUGUCGUGCUGUCCCACCUGAGGAAAGAAGUGCGCGCCUUGCAAGUGCAGAUGCAGUCCAUGAACGUGAACCUGCUGGUACUGAUGUCCAAGUACGACAGAUUGAACAGAAGUUUGAACCGAGCGUGGACCCACCGGUCCGACAGAUUCCUCGAGUAUGGAAGCAUACACGACGUUAAACGGCUCCUCGACAGCGCCUCGACGAUCUCCAGAGCCAUCGAAAUAUUCGAUGGUAUCCAUAACGGAGCCAACAGUACCUCUUACGGUUACGACGGGCUAAUCCGAUACUCGAAUUUCGCGAAAAGCUCGGAGAACGAACACCCGUUACACGAGAAUGGUACGAGCAACGAGAGUGAAACAAUGAAUCGAAAUUCGUUAAUGAACCUGGAGAAUGACGAGAUAAAUUCACGCAUUGAAAGAGCGGCGCUAACGGUAAACAAAGGGAACUUGUCGAAAAGGCAAAUAGAUUUGAGUGGCGUCGCCACGACCGGUUGCAACAACAGUACUGACGAUGACUAUGACAAUGACGAUUUCGUUGUAAGGAGAGAGCCUCGUUCCGGAAGGUCUCGGCGAGACGAGGGAAGAGGUAAAAAACGGGGAAAGAACAAAAGGCGGCCCAAGCGCAGUCGCAGGCGAUUGGGACCAUUGGUGGCAACAUUUGUUGGUGCAAUCCCUGAGCAGCACGUUACGGAUACAGUUUAUAUCGGUCCCUGGGUGAAAAGUAGCAAGAACAAUACUUUGUAUAGUUUGAACAAAUUCCAUUUAGUUGAGGACAAGAAGUCUAUAGAAGUUACUGCCACUGGUCUGUACAUGAUCUCUGCUCAGAUAUUUUAUUUCGGUGAACCAACAAAUUAUUCGUAUUGGAUACUACUGAGUUCAGAGGGUGAAUCCACAACGAAGAAGCUGGUAAAGUGUUCUACAGCAUCUUCCACGUCAGCCACAGAAGUUUCGUGUUAUACAAGUGUCAUUACACCCUUACAGAGGGGUGAUAGGGUUCACAUACAACAACAAGAGAAAAACAGAUUAAUAAAUAUGCGAGAGGGACACAGUUAUAUACAACUUGUACUUUUGUCCGAUAACAUUCGCAGACAACGUCUGCGGUAGAGCGACACAUAGUACAAAUUUAUGAAAGACAUUGUGCCAUGAACAAUCGCAGAGGGAUGGUUCCUAAUUGCGAUCCCGUACCCCACUUGGAAAUGUUAGAUGCAUUUAUUUUUAGUUAUAAGCUUAACGAUAAAGUGAUUCAAAGAACCAUCAUUCGCAUGUAGGCGUACAAUUAUUUUUUUCAACUUUUUUUUUAGACUAAGUAUACAUUCUAUGUACAGUUUCGUUGAGAUUGCAUAACAGAUGAGGAGUGUACAAAGGAACAAUGUUGGAUUGUAAAUAAUUUAGACGGGUAUUUAACAUUGUAUCAAUGAAACCACGAUUCCGCGAGGAACCAAUGGAAUUUGCAAUAACAUUAGACCUUUGUACGUUUAGUAUUUUAAUUUUAAACUAAACUUGAAUAUGUGAUGAUUAGUUUUAAGGAGAGUCAGUAAGAUUAAUGCAAGUUAUUGCGUUUUUAUACCUUUUACUUUGUACAUUGUUUGCAUUGUUUACAACAUUUAUUACGUCUAGUGUUAAAACGAAGAUAAAAUAUAAAUAAGAAAAAAAAACAAAGAAACUUCACGGACUUUAUGAAUUCGAACGUCUGAAAACCUGUACGCUUAUCUGUAUAAGUUCUACUAUUCGUUUUAAAAGAAAAGUACGUUCUCUUAUAGAUUGUACCGCGGUCGAUACUGAACUGGUUUUCUAAAAUUAGUCUUUUUAAAUACGAAGUACAACUAGAGUACCUUUUGACAACAUUUUCCUUGGAAAUGCAAAGGACACUUGACUCCUCUUGAAAAGCAACGUCGAUGCCAGUCAUGUGGCAGAUGCUGCUCAGCUCAAACUUAGGUAGUGCCACCGUGCAUGACAGUACAGAUGUUAUCAACCUAGAGAAAUGAAUAACAGAGAGUUAGAGAAAAAAAAAGAGUAACAAAUAACAGGAGCAACAAGAUCUUACGGAUACUUUAUACCUAUUGUCUAAUAUGUUCGCUUAUAAACAAUACUUGAAUCACACGUUAUAUACUUUUGUUCG
Messenger RNA from Nomia melanderi (Alkali bee), 3398 nucleotides. The record is from RefSeq and is a predicted model, not a curated record. Lineage: Eukaryota; Metazoa; Arthropoda; Insecta; Hymenoptera; Halictidae.